Messenger RNA from Oryzias latipes (Japanese medaka), 1608 nucleotides. RefSeq names its product coiled-coil domain containing 36 (gene ccdc36). Gene Ontology annotation, cellular component: condensed nuclear chromosome. The record is from RefSeq and is a predicted model, not a curated record. Lineage: Eukaryota; Metazoa; Chordata; Actinopteri; Beloniformes; Adrianichthyidae. Gene Ontology annotation, biological process: homologous chromosome pairing at meiosis; meiotic DNA double-strand break formation; DNA recombination.
ACCCACUAGACUAUGUUCAACCAUAUCAUAUAUUUUUAGAGUAAACGUUUUGUUUAAAUAAUACGAAAUGCUAAUUUAGCUAGCUGUACUAUUUAUGCUAUCCUCUCAAUUCUCUGUUCAGGUGAUGUUUGCUGAGAUCAUAUGUGUUCUGUCACAUUAUUCUCUUUAAAACAGUGGAGGAAAAUCGAUGGACAGAAAUGGCUCUAAUACUGGUUUGACAGAUUCUCAGCUUCUCUUUGGCUCUCAGUUUUGGUUUGAGAAUUCCCAGAACACAUCCCAGGAUCUGAGUCUGUCAUCCAGAAACUCCCAGCAAAGUUUACAAGAGGGAAGUGACCCAAAGUUUUACCGCAGUUACCUCCUUAAACCUUUGCUGUUUGGAGACUAUAAGGACAAAACCAACACAAUCAGAUCACUGGAUCAGUUUGAAGAAGACAAGAGGAAGACAAAAGAAAAUAAUGACAUUGAUUUCUUAGCCAGAGAGUCACAACAUGUCAGAGAAACUCUCUGCAGUAUUCACCAAUUGGUUGCCAGCACCAAACAAACCGUCUGUCAGGCGGUCUUUGACAAAAUCGACAAUUUUGCAUCAACAUUGCAAAGCAGUCUGAAGAAUCUUGUCGGUGACAUUUCCCAAAAGUUUGAGACUCUGGUGGCCAAAGCAAACUCUCAAAGGGACGUCAUAUCCCAGCUGGAGGAAAAGAUGAUGGAGAAAGGAGACAUCACAGCAGAGCUUCAUGGCCAUCUGCAAAGCUUAAAGAAUAGUUUGGACGGUAUAAGAGAGGAACAGGAGAGAAAAAUCCACAUGCUUGAAGAGGCUGUCCAGCUGCUCCAGACUUUAGCCUCUGAGCUUUUGGCCAAACCCACCGCUGAGGCGACGAUGCACAGCGCUACCCAGACCUCGCCAAACCUCGAACAGCCGCUGUCGAACCAAAAACAACCUGAGAGAGCUGGUCUUCAGGUCCCGGCGCCCCCUCAAGACCACAAGCAGGUCUUCAGAAGAACGAAACCCGGCGCCAGAGGUCUGAGGAGGCGCAAAAAGAGGGCACUGGUUCUUCCCCAGAGGAGCAAACGCACCAGCUCGGAUGAAAACCGCCAGCCCCUAAAUGGCUGCAACAAACCGCAGAGACUUUCAGAACCCGUCCACAGGCAUCAGAGAGACAGCCCCAGCCCAGGCAGCAGACGUGGAGGAGUGGCGGGCUGUUUCAUCACGCCGCUGAGCAGCUGGUCUGUGGACAGCAGCGGCUCCGAGUGCUUCACAGCCAUCGAACCCAUCCUAGAGAAGCUGUCCGCUGAGCCCAAGACCUCAGGAGGCUUCUGGCAGCUGUUUGAUUCUGAAUGAUUCUGGUUCAGAAGUAGUGUCAGAACAUUUGAUUCUACAUUUAUUGAUCUGCUUUUAACCCCACAAAAUUAUUUCAAGCAUCAUUUAUUUAGGGCAAAAUGUGAAUGAUGCAGCCACACUUUGUUUUAUUUAAAAUAUGAAUGUAUAAAUAUGUACAAGUUAAGCUUUUAUUUGUGUUGGAAACAUUAGUGGUGAAUCUAAAAUCUUCACUUAUUUAUUUAAGUCCUGUUAACGUUUCUUGAUAAGGUUUCAUUAAACAACCUUGAAAACUG